Messenger RNA from Gossypium arboreum, 384 nucleotides. RefSeq lists its product as uncharacterized. The coding region runs from base 1 to 384 and encodes 127 amino acids. The transcript is spliced from 2 exons. The record is from RefSeq and is a predicted model, not a curated record. Lineage: Eukaryota; Viridiplantae; Streptophyta; Magnoliopsida; Malvales; Malvaceae.
AUGGAGGAGAAGAGGAACUUGGGUCUAGAGUUGGUUCAAGAGGUUGAGGAUAAGGCGAGACUUACAUCGAGACAUCGAGACAUCGAGUAUCAGGUUGGUGAUAAGGUAUUUCCAAAGAUUUUACCGUGGAAGAAAGUUCUAAGGUUCGAACAGAAGGGUAACCUCAGUCCGAGGUUCAUUGGCCCUUAUGAAGUUGCCAAAUGGAUUGGACUAGUUGCCUAUCGUUUGUUGUUGUCGCCAGAGCUAAAAUGUAUUCAUGACGUCUUCCAUAUCUUCAUGUUACGGAAGUACAAAUCUGAUCCUUCUCAUGUUGUUCCUGUUGAGGAGACUAAGGUUCGAUCUGAUCUUUCGUAUGAAGAGGAACCGGUUGCAAUCCUAGAUUGA